AUGAGCAAUCCCCCUCCUCCACCGAAUGUCGCACAACCACAAACGAACGAGCGUGCCUCGUUCCAGGCACCGACAAGAGCCAGCCUAGCAAGAGCACAUCCCGCCCUCCUCGAACGCGCGCUGAGCAGAUCGCCCGUGCGAAGCCCACCCAAACCGACUAAGGCUGAUGCGCGGGCUGUCGGCUUGAGAGACCGUAAGGCUCUCAGACCAUCAUUGACGUCGUCCGGCAGUCCACUGAAGCCUCCCAAGAAGGCGAAGCCGUCGCCGCGACAUGUCUUUGCUGCGCCCCCGAGGCGAGUCUCUACUCGAAUAACCGCCUUUGAUUUGGCUUUUGGGUCCCCCGCUUCGACGCAGCGGAGUAUCGAGGAGCCGCGACACAUCAAUACGCCAGAUGACCAACUGACAUCGGAGCUGGGUAGUGUGACCGGGGAUUUGGACGUCACCGGGGACCUCAGUCAGCCUUCUUUACAGGAGAUACUCGAAGAGCCAGAUCUUCCGCCGACACCGACACAACUGGGGCUGGGACCGCCACCGGGACGCUCAAAGGGGCUUUUGAGCAGCAGCCCUAGUUCACAACAAGCGAAAUGGGGGAUACGACGAACGACGGACAAUCCUGAACAGACGACAUCGAGAUUGAGGAGCGUCAAUUAUGGAGAGGCGGAUGAUAUGACGGAACCGGGAUUGACCAUGGAUUGGGAGUCGUUCCCGGAGCACAUCCUGAAAAAGCGAAAGCUGAGGAAUGAGCUCUCUGACGAGAUGGAACAACUCAAGAAGGAAAUUGCCGAAUUGGAAGAUUGGUCAAAGGAGUUGAGCCAGGGCGAUGAACACACCGAACGUGACUUAUCAAAGUUAAUUACCCUGCUAUCAUCCGCUCACCACACAGAAACAGCGCCAUCUGGUCGACGCCCAACCGCGGCAUCGAUCUCGUCUCUUAUCUCGGCUUUGCUUCCGUUCGCUACGAAGGCCCCCCCACCACCGACUGAAGAUACACUACCGAUCAAUCCGUUUGCGCUGGACGAACAUGCCCACAAGAAACCUUAUCUCACAGCUUUCGCACCCUUGGACCUUACCGCAUUCUCAGAGCUUGUCCCAGCAACCACAACUGAGCCCCCCCUGGAGAGACAUGUUCUAACUUUCACCGCGCCGCAUCCGUUCCCUUCCAAUCGCUUCAAUGUAGCCGUUACGUAUGACGCCAAUCCACAGACACAAACCCUGGUCUCAAUAAGAUUACCAACUGCAACUCAAACCGCCAAGGCCAGAAUGCCCGCAUCCUUACAGCAUUGGACGAAGAUCCGACUCGCCAAUCCGCUCCUGAGACUUGACAUCACGGGACUUUGCUGGGGGAUCAAUCGGUACUGGGAAGCUGUAAUAUUACGGGCACAACUGUGGUCACAGAUGGAGGAGCAACAUGCAGAUUUGAUCCCUGGCCAUAGGAGGCCCAGUGCCUCCCCACCAAUGGGCUCCGACAAGCAAAGCACGCCUGAUCUACGACGCAUUCUGCCCCACCUCGAGCGAACGUCUAUACUCUUUGAAUCGAGGGCCAGACGCCUGAGUCUGCUCCUCUCCUGUGAGUUGAGAAUCGACGAAUGGUCAAGCGAACCCCAGCUUGUCCCCGGGAUCAGCAUUUCGAGCAUCACCUCCGACGGGGCUCCUGGCCGGAAAGUCGAGCAAGAGUGUAAAAAGCUAUUUCAUACUAUGUUGAUGGAGAAAUUAGACAGCCAGCCUGAAGGAGUCACCGGCGACUCAAGCGAGAUCCAGACCGGCGCCAUCUUGCGUGCUACGGAGUGCGUCGUGAAAGUUAUUUCUGGAGAUAGUGACGAACUCGAUCAUGAUUCCCCGCAUGAUGCAGCAUAG
Messenger RNA from Aspergillus aculeatus ATCC 16872, 1854 nucleotides. RefSeq lists its product as uncharacterized. The record is from RefSeq and is a predicted model, not a curated record. Lineage: Eukaryota; Fungi; Ascomycota; Eurotiomycetes; Eurotiales; Aspergillaceae. Bases 1 to 1854 code for a protein of 617 amino acids. The transcript has 2 exons.